CGCCGCCAAGGCUAGGACAGCCAUCCUGCCAGCCUUUUCCUCCAUGGCCCGGUCUCCGCUCCUGCCAUUCCUGCCCCUUCUGCUGUUGCUGAUUCCACUUGAGGUUCCCAGAGCAGCCAGAGCGUCCCCACUGCAAGCAUCCUCCGAGGGCUCAGCCGCCUGCAAGGCCCACAACCUGUGCCUGUUGGGGCCUCGCCCGUUGCCCUCUGCACCUCCCGUCAAUGUCAGCCUCUAUUACGAGUCCCUGUGCGGAGCCUGUCGCUACUUCCUGGUCCGAAAUCUGUUUCCGACCUGGCUGAUGGUUAUGGAAAUCAUCAACGUCACCCUGGUGCCCUACGGGAACGCACAGGAGAGAAAUGUCAGCGGCACGUGGGAGUUCACAUGCCAACACGGGGAGCUGGAGUGUAGACUGAACAAAGUGGAGGCCUGCCUGCUGGACAAGCUAGAAAAGGAGGUGGCUUUCGUAACCAUCGUCUGUAUGGAGGAGAUGGAGGACAUGGAGAAGAAACUGGGACUGUGCCUGCAGCUGUACGCUCCCGAGGUGUCAACAGAGAGCAUCCUGGAGUGUGCCGCCGGGGAGCGGGGCACACAGCUCAUGCACGCCAACGCCCAGCUCACCGGCGCCCUGCAGCCGCCCCAUCAGUACGUGCCCUGGGUCCUGGUCAAUGAGAAACCUUUGAAGGACACCAGCCAGCUCCUGAGCUCUGUCUGUCAGUUGUACCAGGGAGUGGAGAAGCCAGACAUCUGCUCCUCCGUGGCCGACCCCCCCAGGGAGGUCUGCUAUAAGUGAAGGUCCUUGCCCCAGGAAAAAGCCCAGCUGCUCAGCCUUCAAGAGAUGCCAUCCAACCACGAGAAACCUGUACACACCCCACAAAACCCAGACUCAAAAGCCCUCCUCAUAAUCAAGAAUCUUGCCUUGUUUUCCAUGGUGCUAAAUUUAAACUCACUGGAUAAAUCAUCUAGAUUACUUUUCCUGGA
Molecule: messenger RNA, 978 nt
Organism: Meriones unguiculatus (Mongolian gerbil)
Lineage: Eukaryota; Metazoa; Chordata; Mammalia; Rodentia; Muridae
Gene: Ifi30
Product: IFI30 lysosomal thiol reductase
Exons: 7
Coding region: 44-790 (248 amino acids)
Cellular component (GO): lysosome
Molecular function (GO): oxidoreductase activity, acting on a sulfur group of donors, disulfide as acceptor
Source: RefSeq, a predicted model, not a curated record